CCCUGGAGGGAGCCCUGCGAGUGACGUGCGCGGCGCGGCUCGACGCCGGCCCCCGUGCAGCUCCUCCCGCCCCUUGCCCAGACAGGGGGAGGGAAGAGGGGAGGAGUGAUGUGCUGCUGGGGAGAGCCGGGCUGCGCGAGCCGAGAAGUGGCGACUGGAGGGAGCUGCCGCCUCCCCGCCUUCCUCGUCCGUACCUGAGCGGCAGGAGCCACAGCAGCAGCAGCAGCAGCAGCAGCGAGGUCGGCUCGCUCCCCUGGCUCGGGCGGCGGCGGCGCUGCUAGCCGAGGGGCGCCUGCUUCCCCGCUCGCCCAUGGCUUCCUCCGGCAGCGGCAUGGAGGAGGUGCGCGUCUCGGUGCUGACCCCGCUCAAGCUGGUGGGGCUGGUGUGCAUCUUCCUGGCGCUGUGUCUGGAUCUGGGAGCCGUGCUGAGCCCGGCCUGGGUGACGGCCGACCACCAGUCUUACCUCUCCCUGUGGGAGUCCUGCGAGAAACUCAACAACCCGGAGACCUGGCGCUGCAUAACUACCUUGAACAGCGGUGAGAGAAGGGGGGGGCACCUGCCCGGCACCUUUUCCCUGCCUUCUUCUUGACUUCAAACCCCCCCCCCGUUCCCUCCCCGUCCCGCGCCUCUCCCUCUGACCCCACCCAUUGCAGCAGCGCCCCCCAACAUCUCUUCGGAGAGGGUCCUCCCUGCCCCCCCCCGCAUCCCGCCCCUAGAAUAGCAUCUCCUUCCCUCAUCCCCACCCGCUCAGGUUAGCCUUUUCCUCCGCAGCACCGGACUUCUCCUCUGCCCCCGCUUUGCCCCUCUUUCCUCUCCAGGAUCCAUCAGCGCCACCUCUUAACAGAACGCCUUUUCUUAUCCUGAACACUUCUGCUUCCAUAGCGGUAGCCUCGCCUUCUCAAAACGCCUCUUUUGUCCCAUCAUCCGGAGUCGGCAGCCCGUUGUUACCCACGUAGAGCAUUGCUCAUUGCCCUCACAUUGCCUCCUGCUGCCCACCUGGACCCAGCGCAACCCGCCUCUCCAUCCCUGACCACUUUUCUAUCCCACCUGACUUCACACACAGCACACUCAUCCCUGCAUCCUAAUUUGAACCUACUCCUUUUUUCCUCCCACCUCAUCUCAGAUCCUCUCCAGUAGUCUUUCUCAUUGCCCAAAUCCAAAUGCCACAUUCUGCUUUAGUUGUGAUCAAUCCAUCAUACGUGCCCCCAAUGCCCUUCCUUCCCAGCACCCCAUGAGCUGCAGUCUCAAGUCUGCCACUCCAAGUUCCAAUCCUCUACCUUUCCCUCUUUCUUAUGCUGAAUUUAUUCUUUAUGUCUGCCUGCUUAUUUCCCCAGCUGUCCCUCCUCCUCAUAGCCCCAUGUAGACAGAGAAGCAAUAUGUUUAAAUGAUGCGUCUGUGAAGCAGGCAGUUAAGGAUUUACAUCUACACACAUACAGCAUUAUGCACUCCUUUUCUCUUGUCUUGGAAGUCAGGAUACAGCAAGGGCUAGAAAACAGGGCUAGCUUUUUCAAAGCAUUUGCAUCAUGGGAUACCCUGUUGUUGUUUUUAAUGAACUGGCGUAUUUCGUUCAUGAAAAGAGCCUCAAUCCUGCAUGUUGUGGUGUGAAGGUGUUUUGUGGAUUAUCUUGCUGUUGUUUUUAACUUCAAAUCAGUAUUUUACCCUAUGCCCGGUUCCCAGUCCUCGAACUGAAGCUGACAAAAAAGUUGUGGCUUUCAGUUCAUUGAAUCUGUAGCCAACAUAAGAAGCAACACUCUCCUGUCACUGUAUUCUGACACUUUCCCUUUUCUGUUAUUCCUGUGCUCUCCUCCUUUUCUGUCCCUGAUGAGAACUUUCACUAGGCAACAUAUGCAGCUUUGUCUCUCAGCCUCUUCCCCCCUCCCCCAUGUACCGUAUCUUGUUGGCCUUAUUGGCAUUUAUCCUGUUUCAUUUUUUCUUUCAGUAAGCAAAAUAAUAUCUCUCCCUAAUGGAAAAAUUGCCCCUUGAAAUGAGCAAGAUUGUUUCAAAAUCAUCCCUCCAUCCCCAUAUCAAGUGGCUUGCUCAGUCUGCAAAAAUCCUUUUUGUGAGAGUUGCUUCUAUUUUCCACUGUAUCACAGCUGCUUCUAUAAUCUCUAUUGGAAACAUCUACAAGUUAAACUGUAGCCUUCACUUACUAAACCCUAAAUCUGGUUUUGAAUCAUGUAUUACCCUUGUGUUUUAAGAAAUUGUGCAAUAAGAGAUUGGUUUCCUAUUGGUUUGACUGCCUGCUGUGUAUUUUGCUACAUGCCUUUGUUUCUCUGAAAAUUCUUUAAAAUGUUCUUGGAGAUCUUUGCUUCAAAACUGCAGCAGAGGUCCUUUCUUUUAUUUUGUACUUUUUAUCACUCCAUCAAGUAAGAUUUGGUGUUGGGUGAGGUUUGCUGUCAAUUGUGUCAUGUAAAGUAAAUCAUUUUUAUUUUAUUUUUUAAAGAAUUGCUUCUUUGCGCUGUUACCAGGGAGUCUAAACAAACUUUGUAACAGAGCUGUAUUUUUUAAAAAUCUCUUCUCCCCUCCCACCCCACCCCCUGAAAUUUAUGUAGGAAUGUCAGCUUUGACUUGAUGUGUCUCCCUAGCAACAGGAAUCCUUUUGCCCCUUUCUCUGUCUUCUAAAAUGAUAUCCCUUGAUUGCAUAAAGACUUUUCAGAUGAAUUGGGUGGAGGUGGGAAGUGGGGGACCAAGUUUCAGUUCAGCUGGUUUUACUUUAUUUCCUUACCUUCCAAAGUAUGAGGGAUUAGGAAGGUUAAAUAGUGCACAGAUCAGCAUUAGAGGACUACUAAGCACUCUCCAUUUGCAUCUGGCAGACAUCUCCCUUUUUAGAUUUUUCCUAUAGAAGUGUGAGUGAGGGGAAUGGGUUGGAUGUGAGCUGAAGGCUUGUCAUUGCAUUUUUGAACAAUAAAUGAAUGGGAAGAGCAGGUAUUUGUUGUUGUGUCUUCCUGAAUGCCUUCCUGCUCCUUCAGGAAAUUUCAAGGCACUCCCAUUCUAUGAAGUCAUAGACUAAGCUUUACUGAUUUUUUUUUUGGUUUGUUUAAAAUAGUUUUGCAUGUUUUACAAGCUGCUGGGAAUGACUACUGAGACUAUUUUAAGCAAGACCUUUCCUUUAAUUGUAUCUGGGUCUAGAGGCAAGCUUUGAAAGCUUUCCUGAAAUAUGAGAAUGUGCACUGUUUACACAGACAUGCAUAUGCACAAAUGUUUGUCCUUUGAUACAAACAAAUCCUCUGCACAAGCUGGCAAAAGGCCCUCAUUGCAUUGGGUGAGUAAUGGAUUGGGUCCUAAGUCUAUAGUGUGAUUUGUUCUACAUUCACAAUAGCCCUUUGUUGUUAAGAACUUAGCCUUUUUUCUUCUACGUAAAACAAAGUAUUCCUAUUCUGUCUCAUUGCAGGCAAGGCUUUUAAGGUUAAAAUAAUUGGGAUAUACGGGAAAUAAGCAGAAAGAGCUUCCUUUAGGAAGACUUUUUAAUUAUGACACCAGGGCAAAGAGCAUUGUCACUGGAGAAACAGAAGGAGCCAGAGGCACAAGGCAUCUCUCCCUACCGUCUUAAAACAUUUGCUUCAUUGCCCCUUGAAGGAGAGCACCUCAAGUGGCACAAUCAAGGGCAGCCACACACCAGAGCCUGCUAAAGCAUAUCCAGGGUUUAAUUAAAAACCUUUGUCUUAAUUAGACUUUAGGUCCUGACUGCUCUCAGAGAGGGCACAUUUGGUUGUAUCUGCAGCAAGGAACAUCCUCUGAGCAAUUACCAGAAAACAGUCUCUUUGUCCAGUUUUGCUAACGGCCAGCAUAUCCCUUGUUAACUAUAUAAUGUGCUAUAUAGCUGUAACACUCACUGAGCAUCAGCAUGUUUCUGCUAACACUGCUAAUACCAAAGUGGGAGAGAGGGCUGUGUAUAUAUUUUAAAUAUUUCAGGAGGCAUCCAUCCAUAUUAAAUUUGCCUGAUAAUAAACUAGACAUGCAGUUGUCCCCCAUCUGUGCAGAUGAUUUGAUAAAAAAAAGAGCAUGUUUUGAUCAUGGCAUUUUAAAAUAAGUCGGUAGAUUUCAGCUAAGAUCCCAGACUCCUGGGCAGCCCUGUUGAUUUCUCUGGAGCUACAUGGAAGUAAAAUUGUGAAGAGUCAUAGCUUGGAAGUCUGACAUUGUUGUUUUGAUGUAGAUUAGGCCAUUUAAAAUAGCAACAUGGCUUAUUCUUACAUCAGAGCUAUGUGUAAGUGCAUGCAUACUGUAUUUUCUUAUGGCAUUUGACGUGUGAAGAAUGUAGCCCACAUGUAUGGCACACUGCAUUAGGCUUUCAAAGCCUUUGCUGUAGAAUCGUAUGGUGCUGAAUUAUGCUUGUCAUACUAUGUUGCUUAUUACAGAUCAGGCAUACUACCUUUGUAGUAUUGUCAAAAUUAAGUGGCACUUUGAGAUAUGGUCUUUCUAGACAAUGUGUAUUUUCACUUAAGCACAUACACAUGCAUUUAUACAAAAAAAAGCCUUUUGGGAGUCUGAAUCAUCCAAAUAACAUUACACUGAGAAAAACAUAAACAAACAUUAUAAAGCUUUCUUCUUUACAGGAUAUUAUUGUUCUCUGGUGAAACAUGUAUCAUAAUGUUUAUACAGCAGCAUUCAGAUGUGUUCCUUAUAACUUUUGGGAAUCCAUAGGACUAAAUGCUUACUAGUUUCAUCUAGGAUCUUUCAAUCUAUUGUUAAAAAUGUAAUGCAAAUUAAUUACUCCUUUCUUUCCACAUUGCUUUACCGAAAUAUUGCAAUAUCCCAUUUUAAAUCUAUUAUCUACUAACUAACCUAUGUUUUAACAGUCAUAGUUUGUGUGUCUGCUUAUUUUGCAUGAGAGCAGCUGUUCCAAGUGGAAUUGACAGCUCAAAAGCAGCUUCCUCCUGGGAAUAUGUAGAUCAUGGCUUUAACUGAGUUGAUAGUGAUGGAUAUUUGCAAAUAGCUCAGCAAGACUGAUAGUCACAACACACUAUUCUUCCCUGCUUUCCUGGAAAUGUUUUCUUAAAACUGAAAAAUAAUAGCUAAGCAGAAUGGAAAAAGCAAUUGUUAACAUAAAAAGUUUUACAGACGCCAUGGCCAACAAGCUGUAUAAAAGGCAAAUUCAUGUCUUACUCUGAAACAUAACUAGAAGAUGGAUUUUAAAGAAGGCUUUAUUUUAAAGCUUUCCAGAAUGUACCCUCUUUUCUCAAAGGAGUAAUUGUGAUAUAUUGUAUAAGAAUGCAAAUCUUUACAGCAUCCUUGCAUCUGUGGUGGAACCCCUCCCCAUUUUGAACACGUUCAAGAUGCUUCCUCUGCAAUCCAGGAAGGCUAAUCUACAUAGAGUGUGGUGCUGAUAACACCAAGGUUGCAGGUUCAAUCCCCUUAAGGGCCACCUGCGUAUUCCUGUAUUGCAGGGGUGGACUAGAUGACCCUCAAGGUCCCUUCCAACUCUACAAUUCUACGAUUCUAUGAUUCUUCUAAAUCUUUUCUUCUCUGCUGGCAAGGCAUGCAGCAACUGGGGGUGUCUAAAUGGUCCUCACUGGCAGCCAUACCACUAAAUAGAUAGUAGUUACUUUGAGGAAUUGGAUAGAAAUGUGCAAAAUCAGAUUUUAAAAAGCAAGCACAUCAACAUUUCUGACACUUCCAAUUCAGAAAUCCUUAUCCAGUUCAAUGGAUUCUAUAGUAUAGUGGUACCUCUGGUUAUGAACUUAACUUGUUCUGGAGGUCCAUUCUUAAGCUGAAACGGUUCUUAUCCUGAGGCACGCUUUCACUAAUGGGGCCUCCUGCUGCACGCUCGCCUCUGGUGCACAAUUUCCGUUCACAUCCUGGGGCAAAGUUCGCAACCAGGAGCAGCUACUUCUGGGUUAGCGGAGCUCGUAACCUGAAGUGUUCGUAACCAGAGGUACCACUGUAUUGUUUAUUAAUUUCUACAGAUUUGUAGACUGCCCUUUAUCACUUCAAUGCAAUCUCAGAGUGGUUUCCAUCAAUUCACUUGCACAUAGACACAAAAUAAGCAAAAAAAUAAAAACAAAUGUUGAAACAAUGCAUUUAACAAAAUAGUAAUAGGGUAACAGCAUAAAGCAUGAAUAGUAAUAGGAUAACUAGUGGUUGCUGGUUAGCUCCAAAAGCCCAUGUUAUCUUUACCUGCCAGCAGAAGCCCAUAAGAGUCUCCAUUAUUUGGACUUCCAGAGGAGGGGACUUCUAAAGUCAGGGGCCACACCAGAGAAAGCCCUGUCAUGCACCACGUGGUGGACCAAGCCCAUUGAAGCGACCACAAGAAGCUCCCCCCUGUCAGCCACAUAGCCCUAGACAGAUGGCAAAGUCAUGGACAAACAUGGGCGACUUUAAAAGAGGAUUAGACAUGGCGUACAUGGUUCUGACCCUUCCCAAUUUAUCUUGACAACAACUCUGUGAGGUAGGUUAGGCUGACAGUGAGUGGCCCAAAGUCACCUAGUGAGCUUCAUGGCUGAGUGGGGACUUUAAACCUCUGUCUAGUCCAGCACUUUAACCCCUGUCUAGGAAUGAAAAGGUCAGUGCAUGUUCCUAUGCUCCAUAGGGUCACAUCACCAGCACUAUAGCAAUGUUUCAUCAGUGCCAUGCAUUUCCUUAUGUAGUCAGCAGCAUCAAUGCCUGUACUUGCCUCUAGUCAAAGAAGAGCUAGAGUCAGGUCCACUUGAAAUCUUUGUGCAUCUUGCAGGGUAGUCCUAUAGGUGUCUACGUAGAAGUAAGCCAAAUGUGGAUUGCUUCCAGGAAAGUCUAUAUAUAGAAUUGCACUUCUAGGAAAGGUUGCUCAUUUGCCUUUAGCAUUGUGUGCCAACACAAUAUCAGGGAAGACACACAGCACCCAUGUUUCUUUGAUUAUGAUCUAGUUGUGAGUCUGCACAUUAUCACUUGGUCCUGUGAAGACACACUAACACACACAGGAAUGGGAUGUCAGGGAGCAGCUUCUACAGCUUAUUAACUGCCUCUUCGUGUUCUUGCACCUUAAGAAUCAAGUGAGCAAAGGUUCCUUAUCAUGCCUGAGAUGUUACCCAAAUCAGGGGGAGAAAUACUGAUGGAGUAUAUGGCGAGUGGCCUAGAAAAGGGAGGAAAAAGCAAACAGAACAACAGACACAUGUGCUUUAAGAUCUCCCAUAAAAAGAACAUAAGUGAGCCCCAACCCCAAACCAAUAAAAUCCCUAUUGGUCAGUUUUUAGAGGAUAGACAUAGCUGUGUUGGUUACCUUGAUUAACUUAUGGAGAAAAGGCUACACACCCAUCUUGUGUUUUAGACACAACAGGGAUAAAUGCAGACUGACAGGCAGUGGCUCUUCCAUGUUUCAAAUGAGUAUUUUCCAGCCCUAUAUGGAGAUGCCAGGGAUAGGCUUGGGCCUUCCACUGAGUUAUAGCCCCUUUCUCUGUGUCUCUCAUAACUCUUCUAGAUCUUUCUGGGAAGUUUGUGCUUGGACCAUAUCAUGUAUAAGCCAACUGUUGUAUUCAGUUUUGUUUUAUAAGCCAACUGUUGUAUUCAGUUUUGUUUUAUUCUAAGCAUGGAAGAAAUCUUCAGUGAAGUGUAUCCUAAACUAAUUUAUCUUGCUGUUACUGCUUUUGUAUAUUGCAGCAUUUAAAAUUUUAAUGCCUGCUUCUCCUUUAAAUAUUUUUAAUUGGGCUUCCGGAAUUUAAAGGAUGCUUUUACUGCUAGUGAUAAUAUAAGUAGUCUAAAUAUUUUAUGAGGUUUAUAUUUAGAAUCAAGUGGACUGUAACCUUGACUCAUACUCAGUUGCAAAAGAUGAUGCGGUAGGAUUCAUAUUCAUAAUCAGUGGGAGGAGGUAGGUGCUAGCUUAUGGAAUAUUGACUUCUUCAGUUAAUGUAAGGCAGUGUUUUUUCCUAGAAAAAUAGAUGCUGGUACUCACCAUGAAAUUGUUACAAUAAGUGCCACACUUUUUAACAACAACAACAACAAGGUGCUGGUACUCCAUACCCUUGAAUUCUCCUGAAAAAAAGCACUGAUAUAAGGAAUAGUAAUUAUUGGAUCACUGUCAAAAUGAGAAACAGUAACAGGUGGCAUUCCACAGAAGCCCCUUCAGUCAUUACUGACUCCGAUGGAGAAAUGGAGAGUAUAGAAAGUUAGGACACAAACCAUCCAAAGUUAGCACUUUAUACAUUUCAGUGGAAAAGUGAGCCCACAUGGCUCUCUUCCAUUGGAAUCAAUGAGAAUGACCACUUGCUGAACCGUUCUCCAAGUUUGCAGCGCUAGAGAACUAGAGAGAACUGCAAAUGCUACAGAGCACAAGAUAACAAUAUUUUAUGGUAGAGAAUUCUAUAGUUUAACUUUGUCUCACUACCCAGCUUCAUUGGAUGACCCCAAGUUCUAGCGCUAUGUGACAGGGAGAAAAACAUACCUUUGUCCACAUUCUUCAACACCAUGAAUAAUUUCUACACCUUUAUCAUAUGUCCCCUUAAUUAAAUAACUAUUCGUCAAAAGGGAACUGCUCCACCCUCCUGAUAGUAUCGACUGCUGUCCACCUUCACUUUUUCUAGUUCUACAAUAUUAUUUUUAGGAUGAGGUGAUCAGAACAGUACAUGGUAUUUGAGGUGUGAUCAUACCAUAGAUUUGUAUAAAGGCAUUGCAAUACAGGCUGUUUUAUUUUUAAUCCUUUCUUUAAUGAUCCCUAAAAUGGAAUUAACCAUUGUCACAGAAGCUGUGUGCUUGGUUAUCAUUUUCACUGAGCUAUCCACCACAACUCCCAAGAUCCCUUUCCUAGUCAGCCACUGCCAGUUCAGACCUCAUCAGUGUAUUUUUUGUCCCAAUGUGUGCCAGUUUAUACUUCUAUUAAUGUGUGUUUGCUAUGUUAUCGUCCAUUUACCUGGUUUGGAGAAAACCUUUUGGUGCUCUUUCCAAUCCCUUUUUGUUUUUACCCCCUGAAUAAUUCAGUGUUGUCAGUAAACUCAUCCACCUCACUGCUCACCCCUAACUAAAAGUCAUUAAUGAGCAAGUUAAAACCCAAUAUAGACCCUUGGGGAAUCCAACUUAUUAUACCUUACCUUGUGAGAACUAUCCAUUUAUUCCUUCUGUCUGCUUCCUGUUCUUUAAUCCAUUUCCAGUCUAUAAGAGGACAUGUUCUCUUAUCCCCAUGGCUAAGUUUACUCAUAAGUCUUUGGUGAGGGGCUUUGCCAAAAGUGUAUGGCCAACUUAUCCUGUAACUUUCUUAAGAUUCAGCUCUCUAGCUUGUGAGGCCAGUGUGUGCAAAGAGGGUCUAUCCAUGCAUUGUAUCUAUUGUACACAUUUCAAGUGCCACUGUGGUUAUGAUGCUUGGUUUGCCUGAUGCCUAGUUAUGACACUUGGAAAUAAAUAAAAUGUUAUUUAAGACAAGUAAAAAUAAAAUUUUGACAGAAACUAUUUACGUUGAGUAUUUUGAAAUGUGGCUACGGUUGAUUUUCAAGAGCAGUAACUAUGAAAAUAGAGGCACAGUAACAAGAAAAAGAAGCAGCAAAUGGGGGGGCGGAGAGGGGAAUGCUGGAGGGCAGACAAACACAACACAUGAAAUCAAUAAGAUAAAACUAAAUAGCUGAAAGAGAUCAUGGAAGUUACUAAGGCAUGAAUAAAGUUGACCCAAAAUGCCUUCAUUCAGUGUAAUGAUAGGAAAACUUGUCUAUGGAAUUGAUACUCCCCACAGUUAUAAGGGCCAAACUAGAUGUGAUAUUAAAUGUGGCUUUGCACUUAAUAUGCAGGGUUUUGUUUUUUGUUUUUAAAGCAAAUCACAUCUGCUGGGGACAAAAGUCAUCAUUAAUGAGUUUGCAUCAGGCAUGAUAUUUACAUUGUUGCUAAUGCAGUGUUUUCUCCCCAUACAAAUACCCAGUUCAGAGGAGAUGUUUUCCUCAGGCCCACAUCACUGGUGGAAAGGCAGGAGCAACAAAGUGUGACAGCCAAAGACAGCUGACAAAGAAUAGAAUUGAGGGGUUUAGCUAGGGCUACAGUGAUCCACACCUUCAGUAUUCUUAUUGGCUGAGUCUGGUGAAAGAUACUGGGCUUUGGCUAUCAAAGAAAAUAGGUUGCUUAAAGUUGGCUCCCAAAUAAAAAGUGCCUUUCCCGCCACAAAUUCUUAUGCUACCUCAACAGACUCCCAUAUGAACACACAAGGCAGCAGUGAAAAUACUGCAUGCUGAGUUGCUUGAAGUUUCCAAACUUUUAUAUAAUUGUUUGGGUUUUCUUGAUUUGUACCUUCUGUACUGUAUUAUAGGAGAAACACAGUGUCCCACCCCACUUUCUGAGAAUAAAGAGUGGCUCAGAUUUUAGGGUAUUUACAUAGUACAGUUGUGUGUUUUUACUUUGGGUAUAUUAAUAUGGUUUAAUUGUCAGACUUCUCUUAAAUGACAGUUAUCUAGUUACUUUCAGCUUUUUGUCUAAGGAGGCGACUGGUAGGGGGCAGUAACAAAGAGGUGCAGAAGGAGGCAUUAUUAUUAUUGUUUCAUUUUAUAUCCCCCUUCCUCCUAAAGGAGCUGUGGAAAGUGGAGGUUUCUAUUGUUUGUGUAGAAGUGCAGAAAGAAGUAAGAAACAACAGCAUGAAUGUUUAAAUUCUAAUAACACUCUGAUACAGAAGUAGAGUGUGAGGUGAAAGGUAGGAUAUUGUGAUAUUUUGCUUAGAUUAAACUGAUUUGUUGUGGAAGUUCAAUAUAGCAUGGAGGUUUAUUGAGCGCACUCCAGCAGCUCACCUAUGGUUUGUUUACUGCCAGCAUAAUGGGAAGUCAUGUACUGUUUGCUUACAAACCUUGGCUAUUCUUACUAUGACUUAGCAUUGCAUGUGAAUCCAGCAUCGACCUCAAACUCUCACCAAAGUACAAAGGCACAAGGCAAGAGCAGCUGGGAAACAAAUCAAAGUUUGGAGAAACAAUCCAUGAAUGUCUGAGGGAGCAACUAAUGGUUAACGUGUCUUAGUGUUUUGUGUGAACCAGGCCUUUUUGUUUUGCACUUGGAGAAUCUAAUCUUACAAAACAAGACAUCACAAUGGGGAAUCACUGAGGUUGUUAUAGCCACCAACAUCACGAUAAAUACUCUUUUAUCCUGUUAAGGAGAGAAUGGGCAACUGUUUUACUGACAUGAGGUGGAUAUAGUGGCAUGAGAAAGGGAAAGAAGGUCUGAAAUUGUGGUACAAGGGAAUGAAAUAUUUCCUUUCUUCCUAUCCCCCAAAUACUGACCUUGCUCAGGAAAUUUGAUUACCCUUCUGCAAGCAUGAUAAUAAAUUUGUUGUACAUCAUGUGAAACAUUCUUUUAAUUUUACUGUUCUACUUUAAGUUGUUGUAAUUCAGUCUCUGAAGAUGGUGAUACUAUUUUAUACCUGUAUGAUGCCAUUCAGGAGGAUUGCAGGCAGUGUUAAGGUGUUGCAAUAAAACCCUUUUGCAGGGGAACAUUUCUUCGGUGGUGGUGGUGAAUUAUUUCCAAGGAUACCACAGUAUUUUCUGAGCCUGCCUUUAUUCAGACUAUCCUGGCUACACUUCUGAAUCCUAACUAGAAAAAUAAUGAUUGUUCAUUGACACUGUCACAAAAAAAGAUACUUUCUCCUCUCCCAAUUUAUCCCAUGUAAGUGAAGACAGAUAUUGCAUAAAACAAAACAGGAGUGAGAAAACUGUGGCCUUCCAUAAGAAUAUAAGAAGAGCCUGCUGGAUCUGACUAUUGGCCCAUCUAGUCCAGCAUCCCGUUCCCAUAAUGGCUGACCAGAUGCCUAUGGGAAACCCACAAGCAGGACCUAAGCAUAACAGCACUCUUCCCUCCUAUGAUUUCCAGCCAUUGGUAUUCAGACGCAUUCAGCCUCUGACAGUGAAGGUAGGGCUUGUAGCCAGUGACAACCGUAUCCUCCAUGAUUUGUCUAAUCCUCUUUUAAAGCCAUUCAAGCUGAUGGCCAUCACAGUCCAGAUGUUGUUGGCCUCUAACUUCCAUCACCCCAACCUUUGGCCAUGCUAGUUCUCCAUUUCUCGGCUUAAAGCAUUUGUGGCUAUCCAAAAGAAUUAACUAGGUUUGCAUCAGUUUUUUGAAAUAGCUGCCAUAGAUUAUCAUGUCUUAUUUUCAGUUCCAUACAGCGGGGGAAAAACAUUUUCUCAUUCUAGGAAAGAACUGAAGCAUCAUAAGUACACUUUCAUUGAACUUAUGUUUCUUAGUGUUAUUAUACUUUAGAUUCAACCACUUAGCAAGAAAAUGUAUUUACCCAAGAAAUCAUCUUCUGCUGAAACAUAGAAGAUCAAUAGAAAUAGUUCUAAAAAUUAUAUUUUGGUCUGGUACUAAAGCAGCAUUAUAUUUUAAAUUGCAAAGGUUUGUAUACUCUAGUGUGCUGGAAAGUCUGACAAGUGAUGUAAUAACUACUAUGUUCAACUGUGAAAAUCACACUGGGUAGUGAUGUACAGAAUCAGGCUGUGACUGCAUUUUAAAACAGAUCAGACCUAUGUAAGUCAUCACCCCCUUUUUUUAAUCAGCAAAAUAUUUUCUUCACAUAACCAGCAGAUAUAUUUUUUUAAGUCACUGGCAAUGGAAUCCUAUGCAUGUCUAAUUUCCCACUGGGUUCAGUGGGGCUUACUGACAGGUCAGGAUUCCAGCCCAAAUACUAAUUUCCUGGAUGAUCUUACCAUAUGUUGGUGUUUGGGUAAACUAUUUCCCUGCACAAAAAACUAAAGGGAAAACUCAUCUCAGAAAAGUCCCAUCAUAUGUUAAACACAAUGUCUCUGCCCAAUUAAAGGGGCAGUAGACCCAUGCAGCAGUACCUGCGCUUUAGGGUCGGAUUGCUCCCGGUCUGUAAAGAUCCAAACAUGUAGAUGUGAACUGGGGAACUGAAUGUGGUCUGUGGGCCAGAACCUUAUCUUUCCUAUCCCCUGUGGCUUGACAGGUGGCUGUGUUUGCCCAACUAUCCAUCAUAAUGAUGUCCCAUGAUAACCUGUUUAUGUCUGCAUCAGUGAUCAGCUGGUUGUUGUGGAACACUGUUCAAGUCCCUUUGGCCCAGAAGCAUCUUCACUUACUCCACACAUUAAAUUACAUGUGAUACCAUGUAUAGGGCAGGUGGGCACAGUAUGGCCAAAGCAGAUUCAUGGGCCAACUGGGUCGGCUAAUUAGACCCAUUGGUCAAAAUUUUCCAUUUAAUGUGUGGAUAUCAGGGACAAAGCCAAGGAGCUGUGCAACCCUAGGGGUGUGAACAACACAGACCUGCUGCCCUGUUAAUUCACAUGGGCCUUUUCACAAAAGGGUCAUAGUGUCUUACGCUAAGGAAUGGCCAUCUGAGCGAGUCCUUUAUGUACACAGCUUCUAAACAUUAGUGGCUUCAAUCUGCUUCAUAGCACAAAGACAGAUUUAUAUAUUUCUUGCAUUGGGAUUGCCUACAUGUUUAGAGAGUUAUCAGUGACAUCAAUGAGAAUCUGCAUUUCUGAAGUUUGAAACAAGUUCUUGUAAAUAUUUGUAAAGCAGACAGUUUGCUUUGUAGGGCUCUGAUGCUUCAGUGUGGUCAAAAUGUAGCUAUUAAAACCACUUGUUCUGAAAUUUUAAAUCCAGGAUUGUAAGCUCACUGUGUAUGGAUGUAACAAACUUCUGUUUAAUCUGCUUUAACAUAAUGAAGAGUGCGUUAUUGAGUUCCUGCUGAACCCUUGGGAAGACUGUUGGCUUCACCACAAACUCCCAUUAUAUUGCAAUACCACCAUUCAGCCCAUUUAGGAAGCUUAUCAGAUGUACAGUUAGUUGUGAUCUUAUUGUAUAAUGAAAUAAAUGGAACAAGAGUCUAUUGCUGUACAUUCAAUACUUAACUUUCAUCCGAUAACCUACAUAACUUUGUGCUAAAAAUAUAUUGGUCCAAAUACAGAGAAUUCCGUGCUUAUGACUUGUUGAAAUCAAUAGGACAAGUUCGUUGUGACUAAUUUAGGUCCCAUUAAUAACUGGAUCAUAAUUUCUUUGGAUUUGUAUAAAAAUGAAUUAGUUCUACCUUUUUAAUUCAUCUAUCUUACAUGGCUGUUGUGAGUAUAAAUGAUAACAGCAGUUGCAGAGCAGUUCCUGUUAGCGAUUACCGUACAUGCAUUUGAAGACUUCCCAGAAGGUUCAGUUGGUGCAAAACAGCUGUUAGAGUGCAGACUUGAAACUGGGUAUUUGGAACAGAUCUUGCCAGUCUUAAAUAACAGUAUUGGCUCCCAGUCUACUUCAAGACACCAUUCAGAGUGCUGGUUCUUACAUUUAAAGGCUACAAGGACUGUCUUGUGCCAGGACACUGAAAUCUUUUCAUGAGACUCUCCUUUGAGUGCAUCUGCCAUGAGAGAUGAAGCAGAUAGUGACCUAGAACCAGUACCUUUUUUACGUUUUAGAGCUCUCUCCCCAGAUAGACUUUCCUCAUGUCAAGUUUGAUGUCAUUUCAGAGUCAGGUGUAACAUUUUUCUUUGCUCAGGCAUUUUCCAUAUUGUAGUUUUCUCUUGCAUUUCAACCGAGCUGUCACUAAUUUAUUUCAAAAGCUGUUUUAUACUCUGCAGUUUUAAUGUUGUUUUAUUGUAUUUUUAAAUCUUUCAUUAUCUGCUCCAAGGUUCCCUAGCUGAAGAACAAGGAAAAAAUAAAUUAAAAGAAUAAAAGAAGGUUAAUUGUGACAUAAGCUAGAUCUGUUCUGUCUGAGCCAGCAAUCCAGAUACUUUCCAUAGUUAGGAGUGGUAUGCAUGAUACAUUCUUGUGUAUUACCAGUAACUCAUUGUACUGCCACAAAACUACAAAAAAGAGCCUGUAAGUCCACAAAGGGACACAGUUUGAAGAUAGUUUAAAUCAGCUGCCACAGGAAAAGUGGCCUGCAUGCAGUGACCUUACUCAGUAUACAUUUCAUAUAUAUUGCAUUCCUGUGCUACUGUAGACCUAUUUUGCCAGUCAGUUAUGAGGCAGGAGAGCAGGGUCAUUUUCACUAAAUGCACCCCUACCAUUAUGACUCAGGCAGGCCCCUCCCCAAUGCUAGCUAGAGACUGGGGACAAUGUGUUGUUUCCAACACUGUCCAUGAAGGUUAGGAGUACAGUGAUUUGACUGAGGACUUUUCUUCCAAGCAGGUGUGAAAAAGUCCAUUUCAUUCAAUGGGAUACUAGAGAAUUGACUCUUAAGCAAAGGUAUACUGAUUAAUCAUUUAUCCGUGAACUGGCUAUCACCAAUUCACCAUAUGUCCCUCCUACCAUGAUUUCAUUCAAUAUGCUUUUCUUUCUUUUCUUUUCUUUUUUGAGUGGGGGAGUUGGGGGAUCUGUAUCUGUUUAUGUAAGACUAUCACAUGUCAAAGGUAGUGGCUUGUUUCUUUCUAUUUAAAACUUGUAUUCAUGUAUUAACAGUGUGGUAUUGAUAUACUGUAAUGUGUUAGGCAAUUUUCUCCACUCCAGUUGUAAUAAAAAUUGACCACAAUGAAUGUAUCACUAUGCAAUUAUCCACACUUCCAUUACAGCUUCACAUAUAGAAUUAAGUUAAAUCUUAUGCAUGGCUCAUUUUCAUACCUUUUAGAUACUCUUGCCCAGCCCCCCCCCCCCCAAUCCUAAAGUGAUUACAGACUAAGCACCCAGGGUUUGAGGUCACAAGAGACACCCUACUUGCUUUUGGUUAUGCUGCCCUGCUGCAGACUUCCUCCCAAACAUUUGGAUAGUGUUGGGGAAGUGGCUGGUGCAGGGUGCCUCAUGUGAUGUUAAUCAUACAUAACUUGAACAUCCAAAUAGCACUUGUUUGAACCAAAGAAAGUUUUGUUGAAUUCUUUCAUAAGCCUUCAAUUACCAUAUUUUUCGCUCUAUAAGAUGCACCAGACCACAAGAUGCACCUAGUUUUUGGAGAAGGAAAACAAGAAAAAAAAAUAUUCUGAAUCUCAGAAGCUAGAACAGCAAGAGGGAUCGCUGCGCAGUGAAAGCAGCAAUUCCUCUUGUUGUUCUGGCUUCUGGGAUAGCUGUGCAGCCUGCAUUCACUCCACAAGACGCACAUACAUUUCCCCUUGCUUUUUAGGAGGGAAAAAGUGAGUCUUAUAGAGCAAAAAAUAUGGUACUUACAUCUCUCUGUUUAACAGUACAGUACUGUUCUGUUCUGGUGUGUUGAGUGUUUUGGUUUUGGGGGGGGGGUUGCAUAAAACAUUCCACUACCUACAGUUCUCUUUCUAAAGUAAAAUAAAUAUUAUACACAUGUGUGACAGAAUUUGCUCUUAAAUUUGAGAGCAGCUCUACCCUUGCCUCAGCUCUUGCUACAUUUCAUUAGCUUGAAGAGCCUUUAGAACUCUUGCAUUAAGAAAUUCUAAAUUAGCUGGGGGAUUUUAAUUCACCACACUCAUUAAAUUGGCUUUGAAAAUCUCAGCCCAAGAUUAUUUGGUGUAUUGUGUUUAACCUGAUUUUGUGCCAUCAAUUAUAUAACAUAAUGCCCUAUUUCUUUUGCCGAGAAGUCCUGUUUUAAAAUUAAUACAACUGUGGGAUUGGAGAGCGUGCAAACUAAGUUCCCAAAGUUAUACAGUAUAAAAAAACUUUUGUCUACACAAAGCACAAAAUCCUGUAGUCUAAUUUGUUGCAAAUUAUUGUCCUUACCUAGUCUCACCAAAUACAUUUUUCUGUGUGAGGCAAAGAAGCCAGUGGUGUCCUGUCCUAAGUCAUCCUAGGAAGAAAACCCCCUAUACUUAAAAAAUAAAAUAAAAUUAUAAGUACGUCCAAGGUGGUCUGCGGUCCUCCCUGACAUUUUUUCUUUCUUUUAAAGACCAUUUAGCAAGUGGUCUUCCUGCACUCAUUGAACACAUUUCACUAAAAAGCUACUGGAAGAUGUAGUAUGGUAUGACAGAGCACCCCUUCCUGGGUAGUUAACAAGAGAAAAAGAUGACUGCCCCCAAUGUACACAUGGGGGCAGCUAUAUUUUAAUCUGUGUGUGAGUGAUCAUAAAAUCAUAGAGUUGGAAGGGACCCUGAGGCCAUCUAGUUCAGCCCCUAGUGCAGGAAUCUCAACUAAGAUCAUUGACCUAUCUAGUGCAGUAUUGAUGCUGCUGACUGGCUGUAGAUCUCCAAGAGUUCAAGCAAGAGACUUUUCCAUCUCGACCUGGAGAAUGUGGGACCUUUUGCAUGGAAAGCAUGUGCUCUGCCAGUGAGCUACAGUCCUUCCCACCACCAGGUUCCAACUGCAGGGACUGAAAGAAUGGAUUCAGUUCCCCUGUGCUGCUAUUUUCUUGCAAAAUAGCUCACUAAUGAUAUUUUAUAUUAUAAAUGGUCUCCACAUACUGUUGAACUGUGGUCCUGAAUACCUGUGUUUUAAGAUUAGCCGCUGGGGCUCUUCUUUGCAUUCCACUGUUAGAGGAGGUUCAUUUGGUGGUGAAACAAGAUGGAUUUUUCUCUGUGGGAUGCCCUCCCCUUGCACGUUGUCUGACAUGGUUGUCAUUUUCGUGCCAAGUGAAGUAGUUCCUAUUUUUAAGUUUUGAAUGUGUCCGUUUUAGCCUUCUCUGUUUAGCUGACUUGAACUUUGCUUGCUUGUGUUUUUUUUAUGUUGUAUCCUACCCUGAUAUUUGUGCCAAUGAAUAACAGGCUAUAAAUCUUUAAAAUAAAUAUAAAUUGUAGCCUGGACAAGUAUAUCUGAAACAAUAGAAUUGUUUUCAAUCAGAAGUAUCAUUUGUUUUGGUGUAUUCAUGUUACACCCAUCAUUCAAAUGCACCUUAGGAUUAUUGGGCCAUUAAUAGCUCUAGCUAACUAACUGUUGAAAUUCAAGUGCGUUCGUAGGUGCCAGCUCCCUGGGGCCCUGGGUGCCCAAGCACCCACAAAAUUCCCCAGGGGCCAGGCAUGGAAAAGGUUUGGUGUCAGGGCCAUGCAUGCUGCCUGGCACCCACAGCCCUGGGCACCCAUGAUCACAAAGCCAAGCUGGCACUCCUGAGUGUGUUAAUUUGCAGAUAGCCCUCUGAUGGUUUCACUAUGAAUUUUUCCAUUCUACUUUAGUCAUAUCAAGUUUUAUUGAGCUCCUCACUAUUGUAAACCUUUUAUAACUAAAGCUACAGUUCUGUCACACUUCCCUGGGAGAAAACAUACAUAGGAUUGUGCUGUAAAUUAAGGGAGGGGAAUCCCAUUAACUGCUAUAGGAAAGUGGUGAAGAGAUAAAUGGUCAAUAUUAUAAGCACUCGAUAUCUGCAUUACACAGAAUCUUGCAGUUUUUCCUUUAGUAGCUAAAAUAGAAUACAUACAGAUAGCAGCUUUAAUCUGACUAAGAGAACUGUCCUGAAAAGCUAUUUUUAAAAGUCUGAAUGCAAUUGUAUUUUCUGUUAUGAAUAACACCUUUUUGUGUUUACUGGAGUCUUGGUUUGUUUUUGCAUUUUACAUAGACAUCCUUUUUAUAUGAGUUACUAUCUAGUUUUCAAUUAUUUGUGUUUCCUUCUCUCUGCAGACUGGCAGAUCGCUACACUUUCUAUGCUGUUGGGUGGUGCCGCCAUAAUUCUUAUAGCUUUCUUGGUUGGAUUAAUUUCUAUCUGUGUGGGAUCCCGGAGGCGGUUCUACAGACCAGUUGCUGUCAUGCUGUUUGCAGCAGGUAAAUCAAAUAGAUUGGUUCUCUGAAGUAUGCUAGAAUUUCCUAGCUGUAGUUUUACGUUUGUGCAGAAAAGAGUGACUCAUUGUGCACUGUAAGCCAAUAAUCAGAUCAUUGCCCAAGGUUAUUUCAGAAGUUCUUGAUUAUACAGCAUGAUCAACCUUUGCUUACAUGACAAGGAAUCUCUAGCACCAAUGGCCAAAUCAUUCACAGCUAAGCAUUCAUGUGCAGUAAUUGAUGCCUUAACCAACCUGUCUUGCAUUCUGAAGCAUUAUCAUGCUAUUUUUUAAAUCCCUUAUUUCUCAUUUGAAAAUUCAAGAAUAUCAAGUGAUCCGGGGGUUCUUUACAUAGACUGGGCUUUUUCAAUUUUUUUCAUUCCCUGAUAUGUGAAAAUAGUCAUGAGAUUGAUGUGAUUUAAAGGGUUAUUAUCAGAGUGUCAGUUCAUUCUUAUCAAAUUCUUCCAUUCCAUUCUUCCAUUCUUCCAUGUACCUUCCAUUCCAUAGGUACAUACCUAUGUGGUGAAAAUCUGUCGCAAACCAAGUUGAACAUGUGGAGAUUUGUAAUCCUAGCUGCACUUUUUUUACUGUACUUAUGAAUAUGGAGACAACUGCUCAUUCCCCAUGUUUGCACUGCAAUUCAUUGUAGGCUGUCUCUACUGAAUAAUAAUAAUAAUAAUAAUAAUAAUAAUAAUAAUAAUAAUAAUUGUACCCUGCCCAUCUGGCUGGGUUUCCUGAGCCUUUCCCUCCCUUAUUAUUAUUACCUGUAUUUUAAAAUAUAUCUUUUUUAAUGUUUUAAUUCUAUUAGUGUUUAACUGCUUUUUAAAUUACUAUCUUUUCUGUUUUUACUUUUUCUAUUUUAUCUGUAAGCCACCUUGAGUCCCGGUCGGGGGGGAAGGUGUGAUAUUAAUAACAAUAAUCUACAGUAUGAAGAAUCCAUGAACAGGACUGUAUGGAGCUUUCAACUAUUCAACAACCCACAGUCCAGCUACCUGAGCAAAUGAACUCUAUAUGCUGUUGUAUGACAGAGGUGCAUUACUUUUACAAGAAGCCUAUUGGUAUUUAACCUAGUAGUGUUGCAGUUUUGAAAUUUAAUAUAGGGUAAUCAUCACUGUCCACAUUCCAGGCCUUUGUAAGGACAGAGCCAUUAAUAGUGCAAAUUAUUUAUGUUUAAGUGAUAGUAAAUCCCACUAUGUUUAAUGAAAAAGUUGCAGCCUAUAUGCAGCAACUUUUGAUGGUGUUGAUGGUUUCUUUCUUUCUUUCUUUCUUUCUUUCUUUCUUUCUUUCCUUCCUUCCUUCCUUCUUUCUUUCUUUCUUUCCUUCUUUCUUUCAGCUUAAUGCUAUUCUUUUCAAAUAUUUGAUUGUAAAAGUCCCUUAAGUACUAGCUCUCAAAACCAUCUGUAUGAAAUAAAUAGGAUUAAACUGAAAGGUGUUUAUAUCUUCCCCAUGCUUCACAGGAAGAAUCAAUUUCAUUGUGUCAGAUUUACUUUUUGUAACAGCCAUCACAUUGUAAAGCCUAUAUUUUAUUUUGCAAAGCUUCAAAGGAAAGAAUUUGUGCUCAGAAAUACUUUUAAGAAAGACCCACAUAAACAGAUCAGCCCAAAGGAUAAUGCAGUGCAUACUAUCUGCAUUGAAAUCACCACUUGGUAUGCACUUCAGUGUCCUUUGGGUUAGCCAGUAACAGUUUUUUCUCCCUGAAGUUUUCCAGGCACAGCAUCCCUCCAUUCUGUCAAUCAUAUCUGUGCUGGAACUGAAACAGUAAGCCUGUAUGAUAUCCCAUAAUGGAGAGAAUGACAAGGCCAUCUUCUCUGCUAGAUGGAUUUUAAAAAUCCAUUUACAAGGAGGUGGAAAGAUAGGUCCUUAGUAUUUCAAGAAUUGAAACAGUGAUAAGGGGAAGUAUCCUACUGCCCCCUGCUGUUUCCAUUAUUUUAGUUAAACCACUUUAGUUUAGCAGAGGGCACAGGAGUUUAGGCUACCAGAAUUCUAUAUCUCAAUGAGUCGUCAAAGAAAUUAGCAAAAUAGAUUCAUGAAAUAUAUUGGUUUUAUCUAGCAUAAUUGAUGCAGUGCUGGCAACAGAAUGGUUUACUAAAAAUGAGUUUUAAAUUGCUUAUUUUUUCAAAAAAAAAAUGUCUUCCAGGCUUCCUUUUUCUAUUAUUAUUUUUUCUAGCCACUUCUAGUUGUUGUCUUCUGUGUAAUUCCACAACAAUAUGGAAGCCACUAGAUCUCAGCCUAGAUGAACAAAUUAAAUUCAAUAUAAAACACAUGGGCCAGAUUCAACCAAUUAGCUGCGCUUGCAAUAGCCAGCACAAGGAGUCCCACUAACGCACCAGGGCUUCCCCCUCUCAUCCCUAAACUCCCUGCUCCGCCAUCAGCUCUGGGGGGAUGGGAGAACCCCUAGGGCAGCACAAGGCAGGGGAAAAUAAUGCUCUAUUUGGCCAGAAGAAAUGUUUGUGCUCCGGUUGUUGCAAUGCCAACUUCUCUCUGCCCCCAGCAUGCAAUACAGCACAUUUGAGAACACAAGAUUCCCAUACAAUCAAAAUAGCACUUUAAACAUGCUAUAAAACUUAAACCACACUCAAACAAAACAGCAAAAGAACAUACACAUAAAUUAACAAUUUGGUGGAGUGAAGAUGUUCCCAAAAAGGAUACAAUGAAAGACAACUGACAAAGGACAUUUCUCCACUACAGAAUCCUGCUUUAGUUGCCCAAGUAUGCAUCAUAUAACAGGGAUGACUCAUUAGAAGAUCUUGAUGUUUGUUUGGGAAUUGUGGGGCAAGGCACUCAAAAUUUGUUUGGAAUGACAUGAGAGAAGGCACUUGCUGGCUCAGUGCUCAGUGCCAGUGCUCAGACCAUUUAAACCAGUGGCUUGAGUUGAGUCCAGAAACUAACAGGUGAUUCAUGAAGAUGUGUUAAAUGAGAUGCAGCCUGCACCUAACAAUAGUCAGGCAUUCUAUACCAAUUGAACCAAGUUUUGAUUAUUGAUUGAUUGAUUAUAUAUUAAGUAUUAUAGCAAUUAUGAUAUAUAUAUAGAGAGAGAGAGAGAGAGAGAGAGAGAGCGAGCAUACAAAAAAGCAGCAACUGACAACUUAAAGAAGUUGCAUUAUUAAAAAGUUACUAAUAUAUAUACACAAUAUCAAUUCAUUUUGCUUCUCUCUCUCACACACACACACACCCCUCAGCCUCCAGGUUCUCACCCAGGGUCCAACAAACUCUCAGCUCAGUUAUCUUGACUGUUUCGAUCGGCAGAAUUGGCACUACUACAAGUGCCACUUAAUACCCAUUCCGCAUUUGCAAGAACUCUGCAGUUGUUCAGCAACCACCCACUCAAGUAUCAAGUAUUGUAUGCCUGCCUAUAAUUGGCAAGAGCUGCAGGAUCCAAAGACAGGGACUAUACCACUGUUCCUUUCAAGUCAACAGGGGUCCAAAUCCAGACCAAGGCUGCUAACCUUUCAUGGUUAUCUGUUACAAGCCAAGAAGAAAAAGGAUAAAGCAGGCAUGGAUUCUGUGGAACAGAUGUUGAGAGGAGCGGGAGAAGUGAUUUGCUCCAAUGUUUAAAGGAGAAGGAGGGUGGCUCCUUCUUUGCAAAAAAAAAGACCUGAGAUGUUAAUACAGGAGCACAGGGGUUGUCUUAAAGCCUGCACAAGUCUUCCCAUUCUCACUUUGAACUCUCUAAUGUCAGGGGUUAAAAGGGAGCUACGGAGAUUGCAAAGCCAUACAAGGGAUUUUGACAGGUGGGCAGCCCUGCCCAUCUAUUGAAUUUGGCCUGCGAGGCCAAUCCUGAUAAGGAUCUGGCCUGUGGAGCCAAAAAGAUCCUUCACCCCUCAGCGGCAGAGGAAGCCGCUCAGGCGCCUGGGGCAGUAUGCCCAGGGGUGGGGCGAGCCACCCAUAGAGGUGGGGUGCACCGCGGGGCCUCCGGAGACUGCCUGCCUCCUCCCACUCUGCUGCCCUACAGCGGGGGGGGGGCAGUGGGCGGACCGUUUGGGCAGCGUGAAGCCUGCACACGCCCAAGCUACCACAUCUCUCCCAGGAGAGUGCCACCCAGGAUUUUGUCACCCCCCUCAGUGGUGACACCCGGGGCAGACCGCACCCACUGCAUCCCCUUCCUCUGCCCCUGCCCCCUCUGCAUUACAGGGUUAGAGAGGGCUUCCUGGCAUAAUCUAAUGCACACUUGGUACCUUUGCCAUAGGAUCUAAUUCAUAAUUGUAACCAUAGUAAUGUCAGCUGACAUUUAUCAUCCACAUCCAGAUCCAAUGCUCUACGUAUGGCAUCUUAUUACUACUUGUGCAGGUACACAGACUUUGUUUAACUUUUGUCUUUCAGACAGUUACAUAGACCUGAUAAAAUUUUGACUGCACAACUUUGCUUUGGUAAUAAUCAGUGACAUCAAGGCUAUUUCUUAUUGAGUACUUACUGUUCAAAACAAAUAUUUGAAUGUUACAAAUUAUUAGGAAGCUUUAUUGCACUGUGUGGAAGGUAUGAAUAUGGCUGUGUCAGGAAUGUAAGAUAUUAAUUGGAGGUUAUAUGUAUUUUUAAUGUGCAAUUCCAAAUGAAUUUUGUUGUAAUUAGUUGAUAAAUGAUAUUCUUUAUUACAUUGAGUCAUAUAAUUAUAAAUGAGCUUUCCUAAAUUAUCUAUCUUCAUCAUCCCCUACUUUAUUUUUCCCACUCUUUUAUGAUCUAUUUAUAGAAGCCAUUAGCUUAGUCACCUGUGUUCUUCUGUUAUUGCAAAGAAAGUCUGAUUUGCAGUAAAGGGAAAAAGAUAAUUGAUAUGGCUUAUUCUUCAGAACCCUGAAAUAUCAGGCCAUUGCCCUGUUCCAGAAAUAUGUGUCUAUAUACAUAGGAUUAUAUUUAGAUUGCCAUAUUCUCUGUGGGCUAAAUAUAGUACGUUACAGUAGUCUAACCUGAAGGUUACCAGAGCGUGGACUCAAUAAGUUUUAGAUUAAAUAUAUUUUACAUGGACUGCACAUUCCACCAGGAAUGCUGUACAAGGUUUAUUGAAACAAAUGCUGUUUUAUGUGAAAUGAAAUGACUGCCACUGUGCUUUUGUGCUAGUUCUGUCAUUUCAACAGGACUUGUUUCAGAGAAUUUCCAAUAGCAUUAUGCCCAUAAAUUGGAAGCUAAAUUCAGGUUUAGAAACAUCAGCAGCUACAGCGCUUACUGGAUCAUAUCAGUUCACCUGGAAGAUGAAGGAAACCAUAGCUGAAUGUUUUCUCUCCUUAUACACAUAACACUUUAAAGGAAGAUUUAUGAGCCAUAAGUGGUUCUUUUCUUUUUCUAGUACUUUUUAAUUGCUGUCGGGAUACUAUUUCUAUGGCUAUUUGUUUCACCUUCUUCCUCCUGUUGUUUUAUAAUGUUUAUUGCUGUUUAACAACAGUUUGUAAAACUAAGUUACAGUUGUAGCUUACGUCGUUAGCCCCCUUGAGCUUGUUGAGGAAAGACAGGAUAUAAGCAUUUUUAAUAAAGCAAACAAAUGACUAAAGAAUCCCACCUUGUCCAGGUUGGGAGCCAGUGAAGUGCACAGAUUGGCACAGAGUGCCUUCCAUCUGCUGGUGGCCCAGCUAAACCCCUGUCUGGACAAGGAUAGCCUAACUUCUGUUAUCUACCCCCCAGGAACUUCUAGGUUAGAUUACUGCAAUGCAUUAUAUGUGGUGCUGCCUGUGAAAAUGGAUCAGAAACUUCAGCUGGUGCAGAAUUCAGUGACCAGGUUGCUCACCAGGGAAAGGCGGUUUGAGCACAUAACACCAACCCUGGUCUGACUGCACCGGCUGCCAAUUUAUUCCCAAGCCAAUUCAAAGUACUAGAACCAUGCAGCUGCCCUAAAUAAAUCAGGAGUAUGCUACUGACAGGGUUCUAACCUUUUCUAUUUCUCAGAAGUGUUGUGUGUUUUUUUAAAGAAAGUUUCAUGCCAAGAUUGUUCUCAUAUCAAGAUUGCACUUUGAAAGUGGUACAGUUCAGGCAGGAAAUCAAGAUUGCAUUUCUAAAUGCAGGCGACUCUCCACUUAAUGUGGGAGUUCCGUUCUGGAAACCUGCGUCCCCUUUAAACACCCUAUUGCUCCAAUCCAGACCAACCAGAAUUGAAGCUCUGCGCCUGGCUGAAGGCUGGAGGAUGAGUGGAAAAGCAGCAGCUACUGCUGCUGCUGCUGUUUUACCGCACACACCAGCUGUUAGGCAGGGAGACUGAGCAGCCUAAAAAAACCCCUGCUGCGCCUCCGGUCUCUUCAGGGCUUCAUCCACCCUUUUGACAGCCUCUUCAGGCUCCAGGGAGGGUCUCUUCAUGAGCCACGAGGACUCUCUAACUCUGUCCAGCCAUUUCCAGGUUUGAAUUGAAUUACUGGUAUUUAUUUAUUUCCUGGCACACACAUAUACAUGGUUGCACAUGAGCCAAAUGUGCGUUAAGUUGUCAGUUGCCUGUAUGUAGUAUGCUCUUAGCGUACACCAAAAACUCCACCAAAGUAUUAGUGAUUUAGCAUUUUAUUUAUUCUAAGAAAAUGGAUGAAGCCUCAUAUUUGACCUUUCCCCCCUUUUCUUUUUUCCCCAGUGGUUCUUCAGGUGUGCAGUCUCGUCCUGUAUCCAAUCAAGUUCAUCGAAACAGUCAAUUUGAGAAUAUACCAUGAGUUCAACUGGGGCUAUGGACUAGCUUGGGGUGCAACUAUAUUUUCAUUUGGGGGUGCCAUACUGUAUUGCCUAAACCCUAAGAACUAUGAAGACUACUAUUAAAGGGAGCUACUUUAAAAAGCAGCAGCAGAAGAAGAAAUAACACAAGGAUUGUCCUGUUUUUUCUAACUCUGUGUUUUUAGAAGUUUUGUAGAUUGUCCAGCAGUCUGCCCUGUUGAUUUAUCAGCCUUUACUUUGGGCUACAACUCUUGCAAUUAACUUUUUUAACACCCCUUUAAAAGAAUGGCAAAAAUUACACCUGUUCAUCAGUACAUUGGCAAAUGCUAUAAGCUACUGAUACAUUACCUUUGGUAAGCAAAGAUGUACCACUCGAGGACGAAGAUGGCAGCAGUCGUCAUGAGAAACAAGCUGGAAUGAAAAUAUGGCACCUGCAUUUGCUGUCGCCUGCAAGGGAGUAGCUGGCCUAAGUAGACGCUCCUUUGUAUUAUACAUGAUUCAAAUUCUCUGUUGAUCACUGAGUUACACCACUAUGUUGUAUUGGUGCAUUGGGACUUUUGCUGAAACAAACUUCUAAAUGAUUGGAUGCUGAGAAAAGCGAACAUAGUUGAAAGUACAUAUUAAUCUGCUAUUUCCUGACAACACAAGUUUGUACAUUUGGCGAUCCACAUUUUCCAGCCAGCUGUGGUAUCAGGAAGUCAAAACUUGGAGUGCAUUCUUCUAAUUAUGUGGUUGGACUUUGUGUCUCGGCUGUAACCAAGUAUAAGCAGAGAAGGACACUGAAUCUGUUGACUCCCGUGAGAGAAUAAAAAGAAGAGAAUACAUGCAUGAGAUGUGCUAGUCCUGACCAUCUUUUGAUUUCCAAACACUGCAGUAAGGUUUCCAUAAGGGACAACUAUUUUUAUAGAAGGCGUUUAUUGGUAUUACUAUCAAGAGAGAACAUAGGUCAGCUCAACCUAUUCCUAACAGCGGGCUGAAACAGUAAAGGUUCGAAAUGAAUCUAGAUUUUCAAGAACUGUUUCUGAAUAUUGAGUAGUCUUCAAAAUAUUUUAAUGAAUGCUUUCCCAUAUGAAUUUCUUCUCAAAAUGCUUGAUUUAAAGCUUGAUGUGCCAGAUUAGGAUGGGGUGAACCAAGUGCUUGCAAAGUUAGAAAACAUGGCGUUGGCUUCAUUUAGAUGAUGAAGCUGGAUUCAACUACCUGUUCUGUUAGCAGAAACCAGUGCAAGGACUCUUGCUAAUGCAACAGGACUUUCCCCAUUCUCUAGUCCCUCCUCCUCCAAAUCUAUUAUGGAGAGUUGGGAGAACCCCCAGAACAGCACGUGAUGGGAGAUUGUCCUAUCAGAAAAGCAGAAAUGUUUGCACUGAUGGAACAAACUCUUUAGCACUACAUGGAAUUCUACCCAUGGUUUAUUAUAACAGGAAUGAGCAUAGGCAACCCUCAGACUUGUGGGAGACCCCCAUGCCCUCUCCUCUUCUGGUUCAGAACCAUGAAGUGGUUUAAAAUCCUUUGAUAUGGCUUUUUAUUAACUGAGGUUUGUUGUCUUGUUAAAACCCAACAAAACGUACCGGUAGUUAAUCCUAAUAAUGUUUUGUUCAAAACAAGCCACCUGCAAACUGUGGAUUAUGAAGCUGGUUCAUUUCAAAAAAUCAAAGUGAUAAUUAACCACAUUUUAGGUUAGACAUAACACUAAAGUGCAGUUAAUCAAAAUAUCAGUUCAUCUGAUAUCACAGCUACACCAGAGAAGAGGGCUUCACUUUGGCUUUUUCACACCAUGAUAAACCAUGGUUAAUCAUGUCCCAAUGCAGCCAUGAUGUCUAUUUGGCAGAGGCACUAUGGUAAUGAUACAGUUAUGUAUAUAAAAAGGCCAAUGUAAUGAUAUCUUCUUUAAUAUUGUUUUAAAAUGAAAACUUCUAUAGAAGUUAAUAUGAUAUUAAGAUGGAGUAGAAGAAAAAUAUCUAAUUUCCUAAUGAUAACAAUUGGCUCAAAAACAUAUACUGAUAGGUGGGUCCCAAUGGAGGGAAGUUAUUACAGAGUUUCAUUGGUAAAUGAAAUCAUUAAAAUAAAUAAUGCUUUCUACGACACAACUAAAAGUUCCUGAAGAAGAAGAAAAAUAUACUAAUGUGGCAAAUUGCUGUUUCACUUAUAUUUUAUUUUUAAAAGUAAUCCAGUGAACAUAUGUUUUCUGUAGGAGACUAGCUGUUACGAAAAUUAUAAUUUAACAGUAUAGUAUCAGUAUCACUAUUUUCUCCUCAAAAUGUAAUGGAUUGGCUGACAAUUAUUUGCAUUUAUCUCAGCUUGUUUAAGUUAUUUCUUACUUAAAUUUUGCAGAAAAUAUAUGAAGUAUUUAAGACCCAAGAUUAAUAUCUGGGGUAGAAAAUUUAAAUUGAUUUACACAACAUAACAUUUAUUUUUAUUUACAAUCAGCUUAUUGAGUAUUUUCAAUUCUGAAAAUAUUUUUAUACAGUGUAUACAAUUCUAAGAUACAUAUUUAGAAACAAUUAUUUUUGUUAAAUGGAAAUUAAGAUAUAUCCUAGCAUGGAUUUUCUUUAAGAGCACAGUCCUCAAAACUAUAGAACUAUAGUUCUUUAAUGUUAAGACCUCAGAAGUAAUUUUAAUUACAGCAAAUCAGAGAGAGAUUAAAGGUAUGUUUUAUAAAUCAUAAAACCAUGAUAAAUAUGUUUACCCAUGCCAUUAUUAAAAAUGCAAUAUUGUUUUAUAAAAAAUAAAUUGUACUCCUUCUGUGUGUAAACAUAGGUAUGUGCAUGAGGCAGAGGGAGCAGUAAGAACAUGCACAUUCAGGAGCAAGAGUGCAUCUGUGGUGAUCCUGUACUUCAGGGCUGUAAAAACCACAGCCUUCCAGAUGUUGAUGGACUACAGCUCUCCCCAUUCCUGACCAUUGACCACGCUGGCUGGAGUUGGGAGUCCAGCAACAUCUGAAUGGCCACAGGUUUCCCCACCCCUGCUACACUACACAUACACUGGCAGAACGGACUUAUUAAUGUGGUCAGCUCCCUCUUACCUUUCAUCCUGCAACAGAUGCUAACUAUGGUGGUAGGUAGCUGAUGGAGUACGAUAAGACAAAACAAAACAAAUUAUGUAGCUAUAAAUUCAUCCAAGAAAGAUAGAGGGUGUUUAGAAUGAAAAGGAGAAUCACUGAAUGUGCAGCACCAGUAGCAAAGGAUAAAGGGAUUUUGGCAACUGAGACUAUAAUGUACAUUCACAGGUGACUGAAGCUUGAAUAAGCCAAAGGAUUUUGAAUAGGGUUUAGCAAGUAUGGUGGCAUAUUAUUAUUAUAUUCUGGACUGGGAUGUUAGGCUAUUGUUUGGCUCUGCAGAGCUGUAAAUAUAUAUGCGAUAAUAUAAAAUUUGGAGCUUAUGGCAUUGGUAAGCCCAGUAGUGGCUACCAUUUUCAAUGACUGUGCCAUUUUUUUCAUUCCAUAAUAUAAGAUACUCUAUUUCUGUGCAUACUCCCAUAUGCACUAGAGCCCAGUGACAAUGCUUUGUAUGAUGAAAGGCAUAAGUUCGUUCAUGUACAGCAGGGAUGGGAAACCUGUGGCCUUCUGGAUGUUGUGGGACUUCAGAUGUGAUCAGCUUCAGCCAGGGGUCAUUGGGGUUGUGGUCCAACAACAUUAGAAGUGCUGAGAAAGAUUUAUGGCUAAGAGUUUGGAUAGAUGCUGCCAGAAAAGAUAGUACAAAAGGCAACUUCAUCUUUUUAUAAGCAGUUGCCAGUUUGGGGCUUUCAUUUUAUUUCAAGCUGUAAACAGUGGUAACUUGUAGCUGAAGUGAAGGCCUGACUCUGUUCCAUAGGUUUAACUUCCUUUGACAACUUGUGCCACAGAGUCCUACUGUUUGUGUGAUUUGAUUUACCGCACAUUAUAUACAGGUUUCUUAUUGUGCCCAUGGUUUAGAUCGGUGGGGAAAUAGUUUGGUCUUCUUGACUAGAUUCUCCAGCUUCCAUUGAAAGAAAAUGGAAAUGACAGUGACAAACUGACAAGGUUGAUUGGUUAACCUUAUGAAUCACUAUGAGAUGCGAACCCAGGAUUCUUAUUAGUAUUCUUUUAGUACUAUAGCAUUGCAUUCAAAGUUAGAGAAGACCCCUUAAAAUUAAUGGACAAAACUAUUUUAGCUGUAUUAAAUUCUGUGGGUCUACUCUGAGUAUGGCUUAAUUGGAUACAGCUCGGUAAUUUUAGUGUGUUUUUGUAACAUAGCAAUCAGAACAAUUAACUAUAGCAUGAGUACAAUGUUUUUGAGUCUUUACCAUAAGAAAUCCAGGGGAAAAAAUUUAAGGAAUGAAAAAGAUUACAUCUUGCCCCACCCUGUUGUCCCUGUUACCUCAGUGCAGAUUUUAAUGCUUCAUUUACACCUUCUUUGAAACAUUGACAGUUCUACCUUGCAUAGGAUUUCUGUACUGAAUUAUAAUGCACAUCAGAAAUACCCUUUUCUAUCUACAGGAUUAGACACUUUAGUGUUUGAUUGUAUGUGUAAAAGAUCACAUUUUAAUGUAUGAUUAUCAUUAUUGUAUUGAACUGUUAGCACUCAGUUGUAUUUGGCUUUAUGUCACUAACGGGAUGAAUUCUCACACUACACAUAUAUUGUUUUAACUUGCAGAUGCGCGUGCACACACAUAAAACUAUAUAUAGCAAAGCUGCAACCAGGGCUAGAUAUUUGUAUUUUUAAAGCUUAAAGUAUUCUGUCCGGUGCUGACAACUAUCUAGGACCUCUCUUGGAUUUCCUGCACAACUACGUUCAGCUUUUGUAAGCUCAACAUGUAAAUUUUAAAGACAUAAAUAUAGAGAGAACUAUGUGUUUGAAAUAUAAGUGAGAGAUAUAUAGAUAUAUAUAUAUAUGGAUUAGCAUGUAAACUGUAUAUUAUUAAACAUGCAAUGAACUGACUGAUAAAGUGAAGUUUAAUCUUAUGGCUAGCAAUGUAAUUUAUUCAGACUGUAUUUUUGUACAGAACAGUGCACACUAACCUAUUGCCUCUGUGUCCUCUAUAAUGCCUAAAACUGUGCCUAGAGAUUUCAUUUCUGUCUCUUGACAAUGAACAAUGAAGGGUUCUUCAUGCUGUUGAUGGUAUUAGUUUCUUUAAUGUUUUUAUAAUUUAUUUUUUUUUUAAAUGUAUGCUAUGUUUUAUUAAACGAUCCAUCAAAAUGUGGUUUAUCUUAGUCAUGGGGAAAGCUGUAAAUGUACUUUUUUAAAAGAAAAAGAAGAAAUCAAAACUUGGUGGGGUGGUUUCCCCACCCCUCUUUCAGUUCGUAGUAUUACCAUUUCACAACUUUUGUAGCUAACAUUAGGUUGUAUGUUGAAAAAGUAAUCCAAAUAAAAAAAAAAUCCUGAUACAUAAAUGUAACACAC
Podarcis lilfordi (Lilford's wall lizard) is the source of this 30397-nucleotide messenger RNA. NCBI's taxonomy places the organism in Eukaryota, Metazoa, Chordata, Lepidosauria, Squamata, Lacertidae. The record is from the annotation of a GenBank genome assembly.